GCGAAAACGUUUUGAUAUCCGUCAUGGAAACUAACGCCGUUUCCAUCCAUUUCCAUUUCGGAUGAAACCAACCCUUGUCGCCCGGCGAACCGUCGCCGGCUCCUCCGCCUCUUUCUCCGGCGAGCGCGAUGAGGGCUUUGUGGAGAUCCUCCACUCGAUCCUCCAUUCUAAGCAGAGCUGGCGCGCAUCCCUCACCAACCCCUUCAUCUCCGGCCGCCUCAGACCUCGCCACAUCGAGCUCCUCCUCCUCCGCACCGUUGACUCCGAUCCCCGCCUCCUCCUCCGCUUCUUCAACUUUCUCGGGCUCCAUCUCCGCUUCCCUCAUUCCCCACUCUCCUUCUCCAUCCUCACUCUCUCCCUUCUCCGCGCCAACCUCCACUGGCCAGCCUCAUCGCUUCUCCACUCCCUUGUCUCUCGCCGGACCUCCCCCGCCAUCGCCUUCGACGCUCUUUCAAAAUCCCGCAACCUUUGCCGCUUCUCCUCCACCUCUCCUUUCGACUUCCUAAUCCAAGCCUAUCUCCAGAACAGCAUGGCCAUGGACGCUUUCGGGGUUCUCAAGCUGAUGCUUGGAUCGAGAUUGGUCCCGGAGACGAGAACGGUCAGUGAUUUGAUGAAUGGUUUGCUGAAAAUCCGGCGUUUUGAUCUUGUCUCACAGGUGUUCGAUGAAAUGCUUAGGUUGGGAAUUCAGCCUGAUGUUUUCGUCUACACUGCUGCCGUGCGGAGCUUUUGUGAAUUGAAGGAUCUUGUAAAGGCUAGAGAAACAAUUUGCCACAUGGAGGUGAAUGGAUUGAAUUCAAGCAUUGUGCCAUAUAAUGUGUUGCUCCAUGGUCUCUGCAAGUGCACAAAAGUUUUUGAAGCACUUGAAGUGAAGAACUCAUUGCAAAGUAAGAAUUUGAAGGCAGAUGUAGUGAGUUAUUGUACAUUGGUGUUAGGACUUUGCAAGGUGGAGGAGUUUGGUGUUGCAGUGGAAAUGGUGCGAGAGAUGUUGAAUUACGGGCUCGUGCCGAGCGAGGCUGCUUCCUCGGCUGUGAUCGAAGGAUUGAGGAGGAAAGGGAGGGUGGUGGAGGCUUUUGAUUUGGUUGAUAAACUCGGGAAGUUUGGAUUGAUACCGAAUUUGUUUGCGUAUAAUGCACUUAUGAAUUCUUUGUGUAAGAAUGGCAAAUUCGAAGAGGCGGAAUCACUGUUUGCGAAGAUGGAGGAGAAAGGUUUGGUUCCUAAUGACGUAAGUUAUUCGAUAUUGAUUGAUUCAUUGUGCAAGAACGGGAAAAUUGAUGAUGCUCUUGUUCUGUUUGGUAGAAUGGAACAGGAGGGCAUCAAAGGCACUAUUUAUUCAUAUAAUUCUCUGAUAAAUGGGCAUUGUAGACUUGGAAGAUUGACCAAAGCUGAGCAUUUGUUUUGUGAAAUGAAAGAUAGAGGAUUGAUGCCGAAUGCGGCCACUUAUACUUCAUUGAUAACCGGGUAUUGUAAGCAAGGAGAUUUAGAUAAUGCACUGAAGCUUCACAAUGAGAUGCCCAAAAACGGUGUACACUGGAAUACUCGUAGUUUUACAGCGAUCAUUAAUGGUUUUUGUCGCGCUAAUAUGAUGAAAAAGGCGACUGAGUUGUUUGAUGAGAUGGUUGAAUUGAAUGUGAUGCCAAAUGAAGUGACUUACAAUGUUAUGAUAGAAGGAUACUGCCUGAUAGGAAAUACUGUCCGAGCUUUUGAGUUAUAUGAUGCAAUGGUUGAGAAUGGUCUUGUUCCUGAUAACUAUACUUACAGGCCAUUGAUUAGCGGCAAUUGUUUGACUGGUAGAGUUUUGGAAGCUAAGGAGUUUGUCGAUGAUUUACAUAGUGAGAAUAGGGUGCUGAAUAACAUGUCUGUUAGUGCUCUUCUUCAUGGAUUCUGUAGGGAAGGAAGAGUAAGUGAUGCGCAUAGUGUUUGUCAAGAGAUGGUGGGAAGAGGACUAGAGAUGGAUCUUGUUUGUUAUGGCAUUCUUAUACAUGCAGAUCUAAAACAGAAGGAAAUAGUAAGAUCGAAUUCCAUGCUAAAGGAGAUGAUCAGGAAGGGAAUUAAACCGGACAAUGUAUUGUACACAAGCAUAAUUGAUGCAUACUCCAAAUUCGGAAAUUUCGCCAUGUCAUUUCAUUUGUGGGAUAAAAUGGCUCAAGAAGGAUGUUAUCCAAAUGCAGUGACGUACACUGUUCUAAUAAACAGCUUAUGCAAAGCGGGGAUUUGUCAAUGCAGCGACAAAAGGCAAGAUGCAGUAAAGCUCAUUGCAGACAUGGCUGGCAAUGGUGUGCUUCCUGAUUGCAUUAGUUAUUCUACUGUUAUUCAUGAGUACUGUAAAGCUGGUGACCUGAAAAAGGCUUUGGAGCUCUGGGAUGAGAUGGUUAAGCAUGGACUGAAGCCUGAUACUCUUGCAUACAACUUGUUGAUACAUGGUUGUAGUGUUAAUGGACAGAUUGCCCAGGCAUUCGCAUUGCAUGAUGAGAUGAUCAGAAGCCAUGUCAAACCAAAUUGGGCAACGUACACUGCUCUUAUUCAUGGAACAUGUUUAAAGGGUGCAAGCAGAGAACCAGACUAACUUUUUAAGAUGAUCAAACUGUGCUUUUCUGAUGCCAUGAACAUAAUUCUGAUGAAGGAUUUUGACAGACAUGGGAAUUACCAGGUUGUAUAUUAGCAUAAACCCAUAACUCACUUGAGAAUGUGGUCAGUAAUUGUGGAGGGCUGGCAAAUAUGUUUCUGUUGAUCUGGUAGAAUGAGAGAAGGAAGACUAGACGACCAAUUAUUGGUGUCCUCCUUCAUAAGGAAAUGUAGAUAAGUGUAUUUCUAUUUAGUUUUGUCAUACUAUAAUUUAUUGAAAUUUUCA
Messenger RNA from Dioscorea cayenensis subsp. rotundata (Guinea yam), 2848 nucleotides. Its product is annotated as putative pentatricopeptide repeat-containing protein At5g59900. Gene Ontology annotation, molecular function: protein binding. The record is from RefSeq and is a predicted model, not a curated record. NCBI's taxonomy places the organism in Eukaryota, Viridiplantae, Streptophyta, Magnoliopsida, Dioscoreales, Dioscoreaceae.